AAACCAGACCAGCCUCCCAAACGGUUUCCAGAGAUGGAUUAUCUUACUUUCUUCUUCGCUAUUCUUCACGUAUACAGAGCGCUUUGUGAAGAGAUGGUUUGGGACACGACUGUUAAACUUGCUGAGAAUAUGAGCCUGGAGUGUAUAUAUUCAUCACUGGACACCUUAGUUCAGCUGGAAUGGCACAAGAUCACUACGACCAACAGAGAGCUCAUGGCCAUUUUCAGCCCUACUUACGGUUUGAGUGUAAAGCCACCCUAUACUGAGAGGGUUUACUUUUUGAAUUCCACCAUGGCGCCCAAUGAUAUGACCCUGUCCUUUCAUAACGUCUCUGAGGCUGAUGUUGGCUUCUAUUCCUGCUUUCUGCACACUUUCCCACAAGGACAUUGGGAGAAGGUGAUCCAGGUGGUUGCCUCAGAUAGCUUUGAGAUCGCUGUGCCAUCAAGGAACCACAUCGUCUCAGAACCUGGGAAAAAUGUCACACUCACCUGUCAGCUUCCACAGAAGGGGCCAAUACAGCAAGUUACAUGGGAAAAGAUCCAGCCCCAUCAGAUUGACCUCUUGACUAGCUGCAACUUGUCCCAAGGGAAAGGUUAUGCUUCAAAGUACCAAAGGCAGAUACUGAGCAACUGUAGUCUGGGCAUGACAAGCUCCUUCAUCGUCGUGCCCCACGUCAUGGCCUCUGACUCAGGGCUCUACCGCUGCUGCUUCAAGGCCAGCACAGAGGACAAUGGAACCUUGGAAACAAUCGCAAUGAGGUUGACUGUAACCGAUGGUAAAACUGAUAACCAAUACACUCUCUUUGUGGCCGGAGGGGCAGUUUCAUUGUUGCUGUUUGUUGUUCUAAUUACCACGGUCACCGUCAUUUCUUAUAAGAGGAGAAGGAGUCAGAAGAAACUAUUUAAAGACUCCUGUGAUGCACAGAAGAAGGCAGCCAACAACUACAGAAAUCCCGACUCUACCAAUCAGUCAUCGGAUGGUGCAAGAGAGGAUAUUUAUGUCAACUACCCAGCCUUCUCUCAGAGGCCAAAGACCAGAAUCUAAGCGUUUUCCUUGAGCUGAGCAGAUUUAUGAUGACUGUUUUAUAUUAUUUUUUUUCCCACUACUCAGUGCCUACCCUGAAUACUAGUUGGCUUCAUUUAUUUAGUUUGAUAGGAAAAAUACCUUCUAACCUGGAGAACAUUCUUAACAGAAUUGUUUCAGAAACCCUGAUUCUCAUUAGUAUAUACGUAAAGGGAAACUCAUUGAGUCACGUAAUGGAACAAUCCAGGGGGGAUCCAGCUUCAGACAAGAGUUAUUUUCAAAGGUUUAAAUGUCACAUCUUGGAUUAAGUAUGGGCACAAACCUGUUUCUGGGUCUCCUUUCGUGGUGUUGGAUCCACUGUAUUGGUGUUGGCCUCUUAUUCACGUGUUUCCUUGUGUUUCCAACAACUCUUGGAAAUUCAUAAUCCUUGUUUCUGCCUGGUAGAGAGUUUACUUCUCUGAUAAAGUAAAUGGAUUUGGUUAUUUAACCAUCAUUGAACAGGCAUCAAGACUGGAAAGGAUGUAAUGGCUUAAGUCAAUUAAGGGUUCAUCUCUAGAACAAGGACUGAGGCAAAAGCAUAUUACCAGGGAAUUCAGAGUAUCAUUAGAGGAGGGAGAUGGGGAGAUGUUGGCUGGUGACCAACAAAUGUGGACUGCAAGCCAUUCCCAAACAUCUCCUGUUGACCAACUGAGAAGAGAACAUGUGGACAGAUCUGGGUUAGCGCUGUCUCUCCCCACUUUAAAAUCUGCUCUAUCAGCAUAGGCCAGAAGAGUAGUUGGCAGCAGAAAUAAAUGAAUGGUCAAGAGGAAGACAAAUAGAACAUGGAAAUCUCUUCCUUUUCUAUUAUCAAAUGAAGGAAUCCCUGAUUCUGCCUGGAAUUCUUUCCACUCUCUCUGGCUUAGCUUUAUGAGCAAGUGUAGUACAUGGUCCAAUAAUAACUUCAUGUUUUUUAUAUUGAAUUUUUCUACUUUUGAGAACUAUUUUAAAUAUGUGAAGUCUCUCAAAAGAGUCAGGCAUCUAGGCAUUAUUAGUUGUUUUUCUUUUUUAAUAAUUAUGGGAAAUCUGAAUAUAAGAAAAAGAAUGUUAGUUGCAAGUGUGGUUUGGGUUGUGGUAGAAACAUGACGGGGAGGAACCUUGGAGGGCUAUAGGGAAGGAGGAACAGGGAACAAAGAAUGGGAAGAUACAGAGAGAACCCUGUCUUCCUUUACAGUUUGGCCAAAGACAACCCUAGUGAUGUCAAUACACAGUAGUUAGUGACUGUCCUGCCAUUGUCCACAUUCUAGAUGGGAUCACACAAUGAAAAGUAGUUCUUUUUUUUUUUUUUUAAAGAUUUUAUUUAUUUAUUUGACAGAGAUCACAAGUAGGCAGAGAGGCAGG
Neogale vison (American mink) is the source of this 2400-nucleotide messenger RNA. It is a transcript of the gene CD226, whose product is annotated as CD226 molecule. Lineage: Eukaryota; Metazoa; Chordata; Mammalia; Carnivora; Mustelidae. Gene Ontology annotation, biological process: positive regulation of natural killer cell cytokine production; positive regulation of type II interferon production; positive regulation of mast cell activation. The record is from RefSeq and is a predicted model, not a curated record. Gene Ontology annotation, cellular component: external side of plasma membrane. Bases 34 to 1044 code for a protein of 336 amino acids. The transcript has 7 exons.